This is a messenger RNA of Strongylus vulgaris, 579 nucleotides long. The record is from the annotation of a GenBank genome assembly. Lineage: Eukaryota; Metazoa; Nematoda; Chromadorea; Rhabditida; Strongylidae.
UUGCAGAAACCUUUCGUAAAACGAGCUAGCAAAGAGAAAAUAAAACCAACACCAAUUUCAUCUGGAUCAUUGACCGCUCCUUCUUUCCCAACAGAACUGCUAUUCGUACCGCUGGCUCCCACACAAGUAGAGGAAGAUCUUGUUACGCCCAGAGAUAAAACUCCUGAGAAAGUAGCGAGAAGGCACAAAAGAAGGGAUUCAGCUGAACGUACGGAUAGUCGCAAGUUAUUACCAUAUCCGGAGGUAAAACCUCCUACCCUUAGCGAAAAGAGAAGACAUGAGCGGGAGCUGGAAAGGGACAAGAGAGAAAAGAUAGCGUCUGGCUUUUACCAGUCGCGUUCUGACGAAGAUGAUACCCUGGAGAAAGUAAGUAGCCUCAAGGAAGAGUUCACAGAGCGCAGUCGGCGACCACGGACGAAGAGAGAUAGAAAGCUGAAAAAUGAAAAGAAAGAUGAAAAAGAUUCUCUGGUCGAUGCUAUGAAUUAUCCCUCACCUUCUCCUCAUUCUGCCCCUCCUCCUGCUCCUCCUCCUCCUCCUCCACAUGCUCAACCUCCUGCUCUUCCUCCACAACCUACCUAA